Molecule: messenger RNA, 405 nt
Organism: Orbilia oligospora ATCC 24927
Lineage: Eukaryota; Fungi; Ascomycota; Orbiliomycetes; Orbiliales; Orbiliaceae
Exons: 1
Coding region: 1-405 (134 amino acids)
Source: RefSeq, a predicted model, not a curated record
AUGGGCCGUCCACCCGCAAAAGAAACAAUCCAAAGGCUCGUAAAAUCAACAUGGGACUAUGUAUCCCCUCUAACCCCCGCCACCUCCCGUCCACUUCAUGAUUUUUAUAACAGCCUUGAUAUCCUAGAUAGUAGCGCCGAUAUUACGACAACCCCACGCCAAUCUGAAGAAAGUAUUGAAGAUGAUAUGAUAAUUGUAACAAUCACUACUUCGAGAGCUAUUGAGAAAAAACUAGUGCCCGAGGGGACAAAGUUUACUUACGGUGAUAUGGUUUUGAGGUCGUAUGCACCCAAGGAUAGGGAUUUAGCAGAGGUUGUAGAGGAGUGGAGGAAAGUUGGAGAUGUGAUUGUUAGGAAGGUUGGGGGUAGGGAAGAGGAGGAGGAGAAGUUUGGAUACUCUGGGUGA